Molecule: messenger RNA, 1140 nt
Organism: Hypomesus transpacificus
Lineage: Eukaryota; Metazoa; Chordata; Actinopteri; Osmeriformes; Osmeridae
Product: stathmin-like
Exons: 5
Coding region: 73-516 (147 amino acids)
Biological process (GO): microtubule depolymerization; neuron projection development; regulation of microtubule polymerization or depolymerization
Cellular component (GO): cytoplasm; neuron projection
Molecular function (GO): tubulin binding
Source: RefSeq, a predicted model, not a curated record
CAGAAUUCACAGGGAACCUUGCUGAAGAGAAGUCCGUCUUUUUUCCUGAGAAGGUAUUUUAGUCCUCUAGAAAUGGCAGCCUCCGGAGACAUUCAGAUUAAGGAGCUGGACAAGCGGGCCUCUGGCCAGGCCUUUGAGGUGAUCCUGGCUCCCCCGGCACCAGAUGCCAGGGUAGAUUUCCCUCUGUCCCCUCCCAAGAAGAAGGACCUCUCGCUGGAGGAGAUCCAGAGGAAGCUGGAAGCUGCAGAGGAGAGACGCAAGUCUCAUGAAGCCGAGGUUCUGAAGCACCUGGCUGAGAAACGGGAGCAUGAAAGGGUGGUGCAACAGAAAGCUCUGGAGGAGAACAAUAACUUCAGCAAGCUGGCCGAGGAGAAACUGAACCAGAAGAUGGAGGCCAACAAAGAGAACCGCACCGCGCUCAAGGCAGCGAUGGAGGAGAAGUUCAAGGAGAAGGAUAAGAAACUGGAGGAGGUUCGAAAGAACAAAGAAACCAAAGAGGGCGCCUCAGAAGACUGAGCUGUGCGAGGAGGGGGUUGUACAGGGGUUUUUGUAUCCAAAGAUUUAUUUUCAGUUUGAUGGCCAGUAUUUGUGUUCUGCCCACCUUAAGAAAAAGCAAAAAAUAUAUUAAAAAACACUGAAUAUUCCAAUGCUCUGUAGUCUACCUGCAAUGUGUUUGUUGCUUAACCAUUUAGGAUAUGUAGCUUGUGGCUUCAGUUAAUGAUUAGCUGUGAGUACUUUUCCUGUAUGGAAGCAUGUGUCUAUGCAUAGGUAAACUUAUCUAUUCCAUAGUGUGCUUUUGGAAAUGUGUGCCUGAGUCUCACCGGUUCAUGGCACUGAAUGAGCCCAGUUUGUUCAUCUGGAUACAGUCAUCAGUGUCAUGCUGCUUUUACUGCCCUGGACCAAUCUUACUCAGAAGUCCUUACUGCUGUGGCCAUGUUCUGCAUUUGUAAAGAUGGAUUUGUCUCAAAGCACUUCAUGAGUUGUAAGACCAUAGAAGGAUUUUGCUACACCUGUAAAUGGAUGUCAUCUUUGAAACCAUAAAGGGGGGUCUACACAAGCAAUAUACUGACAUCUCCAUUGAGGUUGUAACUAGUUGACUUGGAACUGUUGUACUGACAAAUAAAGUUUAGUAAACUUGAA